Molecule: messenger RNA, 3057 nt
Organism: Neoarius graeffei (lesser salmon catfish)
Lineage: Eukaryota; Metazoa; Chordata; Actinopteri; Siluriformes; Ariidae
Gene: znf692
Product: zinc finger protein 692
Exons: 12
Coding region: 246-1760 (504 amino acids)
Biological process (GO): regulation of transcription by RNA polymerase II
Cellular component (GO): kinetochore; chromosome
Molecular function (GO): chromatin insulator sequence binding
Source: RefSeq, a predicted model, not a curated record
UGAGAAGCUUGCCGUGGAUAUUUUGACUUCCAUGACGGACAUUAAAACAAAAACAUGCAUUAAAUUACGUGUUUUUGUUCAUGCUGGAUUAAAUCACACUCUUGUGGACGGUUUUUUGGUCUUUAUUUUGAUUUUAUUAUUCAAGACGACGUGCUUGUUUGCUUAAAAGGGCAACGGAGACGCGCGUGUGGGGCCCACUGUCAAACAAGCGUGUAUGACGAGUGCGUUUAUUUGUUCCCUUCAUCAUGGCAUCGAAUAAAGAGGCUCAGCGUAGGCAGCGGCGUCGGGAGCUGGACGCCAGAAGGAAUAAGUUUCGUGUGAGACUGGGCUCAUGGCCGGAGAGCUGGAGUAAACUGAAGGAGCAGCUGGGUUUCUCUCUCCACUCAGAGCUUGCGCAGUUCCUCCUGGACAGUUUCAACAAAGUGUGCAGCACGUGUUCAGGUGAUGGGAAGGAAGUAAUCUCAGUAUCUGUGGCUUCUCUGGAUCAGCUGGUCCUGCUGGUCCACAGUCACGGACAGCAGUGCCCUUUGACCCCGAGCCUGCACUCUGACCCACACAGACAGGAAGUGAAGGAGAAGAGAGCACUGGAGGAAGAUCCUGAAACGUCCCUGAGGUCUUCUGAAGCAAACGAAGCAGAAAUGUGCCUUAAGUACGUAUGUGAAGUUGGACACAUGAUCACAUGGCAUCCAAAACACACCGAGGGGGACGAUAACGGAGAGAAGAGUGAAGAAGGAAGCGCUGCUCCUUCAGGACAGAGGAAGAUCAGAGAACGACGGAGGAAAGGAGUGAAACGGGAGGAGGUGUGCAGGACGAGGAGAAGGAGAGGAAAAUCGGGCUGUAAUGGAAACAUUGCUGGAUUCGGACAGAGCGAUGAGACGGAGCAAGUCGCCCCAUCCGUCUCAGGAGAGAAUAAGGAAGCAGAAUAUGUGUGUCACAGCGAUGCAGUGGAGCACAAACAGGAUGCAGGUUUACAGGAAGGAAGUGAUGCGGCUUUUCUCACCUUGCCCUCAGAGUUCAGCGCAGAGACCGAGCCUGAGGAGUGUCAAAAUAUCAGAGAUGAAAUCCAGAACUUGAAAAGCAGGGAUGGUGGAUGGGAUGCGAUACCAAACUCAACCACGAGGGAGCGUGAGAGGAGAGAAGAUGCUCCUCCUGAGACGGGCAGAACCGAGGAACCGAGGAGGAGAGCGAGAAGAAAAACCAACAGACAACCUUCAGAGAACGACGAGGUUUUGCAGAUCAGCGGCAAAAGGAAAAGAAAACCAACUCCAAAGCUCAUUUUACCCUGCGAGUUUGAUGGAUGCUGGAAAAUAUUUUCCAGCCGUCAGCAUCUCAACCACCACAUGAAGUACCAGCACUUCCAGCCGAAGACCUUCGCUUGCUCCGAUCCCUCCUGCGGAAAAUCGUUCAACUUUAAGAAGCACCUUAAAGAGCACGAGAAGCUGCACAGCGAUCAGAGAGACUACAUCUGUGAGUUCUGUGCCCGUGGCUUCCGCACCAGCAGCAACCUGAGCAUCCACCGCAGAAUCCACACAGGAGAGAAACCACUGCAGUGCGAGGUGUGUGGCUUCACCUGCCGUCAGAAGGCUUCUCUGAAUUGGCACAUGCGUAAACACGACGCCGAACGUGGCUACCGGUUUGCGUGCGAAAUCUGCGGCCGCCGCUUUGAGAAGAGGGACAACGUGACCGCUCAUCGGAGUAAAAGUCACCCUGAUCAUGUGACCUCUGACCUUUCUAAAGAGCCUACAGCCAAUGACUUUUGACCUACUUGAAGCUGGAGUUCUAAUUUAAGCUUGUGCCAAUAUUAAACAUUCACGUCACGAUUAUUCCCGAACUCUUAUCACUGUUUACAAAUUUCAGUUGCAACACAAAAAUCGCCUUCCUCUUUUUCUGACUCGGCACCAUUCCUGGUGUUGCCUUUUAAGGAAAGUGGGCGGAGCAUAGCUCAAAUCAAAGCCCAUCUAAUCCAUUUCAUUGCAGUAUUAAAAUUAUGAAUUCACUUUUUUCUGUCACGUAUAUAAAAUUCUGUGAUUGUUAUAAGUUUAAAAAGUACAAACUGCGAUUUAUAUUGUAUAUAUGAUUAGCGUCACAUGACCUCCUGCACUGCCGCACCAUUACACGAGGGGUGACUUUGGCUCCUGGCCUAAAGAUACAUCGAAGCCCCGUGAUAAGAUGACUCACUACCUCCAAAACGAUCAGUAUACCAUGAACAGAGCGUUCUCACUCGGUUAACAGAAAUAGUAUAGCGUCACAUACUCCACAUUCCACAACACCCCCCCAAUCCAACACGCUAUUCAAGGACAAAAAUUAUUCUGUAGGUUACAGUUUUUCCAGUCUUUGGUAUUUGUACCAGAUUUGCCUUAAAAUGGGAUCAGUCUUAAUAAAAAUGUUUGGCUCGUCCAGUGGCGGCUCCAGAGAUUUUUCCUUAGGGUGGCAAAGGAGGGCAUAGGUUCCAGGAGGGGGGCAUGGGUUGUCGAUGCAGAAGUUUAUGCAAAUCGUAGAAAUAAUUUUUACUUAUGCUCAAGAAAGACUCACAAUCAAGUCAUCUUGUCAAAUAUGUAUUGAGCUAUUGUACCAUCAGGGAAAACGGAUUCAACCAUCUAAACCAUCUUUUCUGAAAGUAUAUUCCCAAGCAAUGAAUGGAACUAUUCUGCCCUAGCGAUGUAUCAAAAAAUAAACAGAUAGCGAACGGUUUAGAUUGUGGAUCUUACUGAAGACUUCAAACUCAUACAGAUGUGUUUAUCCUCGAUUUCCGUAAAACUAAAAGAAACAAAUUAAGUAUAUCCCUAAACUGAAUAGCACACAGGCGAAAACGCGAGCUAGGCUGACCUGCUAGUAAUGGCACGGUUCCGCUAUCCCAACAUUUUAGCUGUAUUCAGCAGGUGGCGCUGUGAUCAGUCCUCCACUUCCGGGUCGUUCCCAGCCAAAACAAUACUCACUGUGACAUUGGUUUGUAUAACGUUUCGCUGAAAUAAGAUAGAAUUAAUAAAUUUUAUUCAUGUUUAACUGGAAUAGCCGCUUAUAAAAUGUUGUCAAAUGUACAAAUACGUGAAUUAUCAC